Molecule: messenger RNA, 1530 nt
Organism: Gadus macrocephalus (Pacific cod)
Lineage: Eukaryota; Metazoa; Chordata; Actinopteri; Gadiformes; Gadidae
Gene: tmx1
Product: thioredoxin-related transmembrane protein 1
Source: RefSeq, a predicted model, not a curated record
AGAAAGCAUAACCGGAAGUGAGAGGGCGGGAGCCGAGACUGUACCCGAUCGCAGCUAAACAUGGCGAGCGUACAGUCUACGAGAAUGUGGGGUACAGUUUCCUCCCUGUCGCUCCGAUCGAGACUGCACAUGCUGUGCUUGUGUGUGACCCUUGUAAUACAUUUGACGUUGCAACCUGUGUCGGCGAGUCAGCGGCCAAGCAGCCUGAAGGAGAUCACGGACGGGAACUGGGAGGACAUCCUGGCCGGGGAAUGGAUGAUUAAAUUCUUCGCCCCGUGGUGUCCGGCAUGCCAGCAGCUCCAGCCUGCGUGGAGUGAGUUUGCUGACUGGGGGGAGGACAUGGGGGUCAACAUAGCCAAGGUGGACGUGACUGAACAGCCGGGUCUGAGUGGGCGGUUCAUCAUAACAUCACUUCCUACAAUCUACCACUGUAAGGACGGUGUGUUCAGGGAAGUACCAAGGUGCUCGCACGAAAACGACUUCCUCGCAUUCGUUGACGAGCAAAAGUGGCAAGCCAUCGAGCCGGUGUCCUCGUGGUUUGGUCCAUCCUCCUUCCUGAUGAACUCGAUGUCUGCUUUGUUCAAGCUGUCCAUGUUUAUCCGGCGUUGUCAUAACUACAUGACGGACCAGCUGGGGAUUCCUGUGUGGGGCUCCUACAUCAUCUUCGGAUUGGCCACCCUGUUCUCCGGCCUGGCUCUCGGAUUGAUACUGGUGUUCAUCGCUGACUUCGUGUUCCCCUCGCGACGUUUCUCCUCGUCUGACUACUACCAGAGUAACAGAGCCUGCAGCAGAGCCCGUCUGCUCCAGCAGCAGGAGGCCGACCACGAAGCCGACGGAGAGGAGGACGACGAUGAAGACGAGGAAGAGGACGAGGAGGAAGAGGAGUUCGGCGAGCAGGACCAAGAUGAGGACUGGACCCGGAGGAGAGGCUCCCCGGAGGGCCGGCCCGAGACCGGGGCACAGGGCUUCACGGAGGAGGCGGUGAGGAAGAGGAUCGUGGCUCAGCGACAGAACGAAGAGGAGGACACCUAGACGGCGUCGGCCCGUGGUCGAGAGCCGACCGGUGGCGUUUGGCGGCGGAGGCGGAGUUUGCGGUGGAAGAAAGGUCAGGUCCUGAGGCGGCAGUGUUCCCAGCCGGAGUUCCACAGAUAGCCCCCUGAACACCGUGACUCCUCCCCCCCCCCCCCCCCCCUUGAGCCCUAUGGACCCCUGGCUCUGCCUCCCUCCCAGGUCUCCCCUUCCCAGGGCUUCCCUCCAAGGCACCUGGUCUCUCUUUCGGAAACUAACCGCCAGCUGGACAAUUUAGCUGUUUGAGAUUUGAGUGUUUGCUAUGCAUCUUCUUUCUUUUCCUCCCUUCUUAUCCGCUUUUAUUUGCAAGUGUUUAUUUUUCUGUUUUUUCAGCUGAGGCCUAAUUUUAACAUUGUGUUUACUCAUACCUAUAUUACUUAAAUCUUACGUUUGUUUUGAAUAAUUGAAUUGACUUGUUAACUUCGGUCUUUUAAAGACUCAUUCGUAGCUCGAGUCUUUGGA